Sitodiplosis mosellana (orange wheat blossom midge) is the source of this 1645-nucleotide messenger RNA. RefSeq names its product G-patch domain and KOW motifs-containing protein. The record is from RefSeq and is a predicted model, not a curated record. The transcript is spliced from 2 exons. Lineage: Eukaryota; Metazoa; Arthropoda; Insecta; Diptera; Cecidomyiidae. Gene Ontology annotation, biological process: mRNA splicing, via spliceosome. Gene Ontology annotation, cellular component: spliceosomal complex. Bases 16 to 1557 code for a protein of 513 amino acids.
AUUAAAGUGUUUAAAAUGACGGAAAAAAAAAUUUCGUUUGGUUUCAAGCAAGUAAAGAAGCAACUGGUGCUGUUGCCCAAUAAAAUCGAGACAAAGAAUAAUGACAUUGAGCUGAUUCAGUGUUUGGAAGGUCAAUCCAUAAAGUUGAUCAAUGCGAAAGAAGAGGAGAAACCACUUGUAAUCCCAUUGUUGAAUGGCCAAAGAACAUCAGCCGCACUUGCAUCGCUGAAAAAUCUCAAGAAUGUGUUGGACGGUGAUGAACAGAAUGACGAUGCAAAUGGCGCGCAAAAACCCGAUGCUAAACCUACCGAAUCGAGUGAAACCGAUGGCCAGUUGACGAUUGAACAACGAGUUGUACGGGAGUUAUUGAAUGAAGCAAAGAAUACCGACGAAGAUAAUGAUGAAACAAAUGGUGCAAAGCUAUCGUUACCAAUGGCAGCGGAUAAAUUACCACUCGAAGGUGCCAAACAAUCGACAAUGGAUGAUUAUGACAGCAUUCCGAUUGCCCAUUUUGGAAUGGCAAUGCUGCGCGGAAUGGGUUUAAAGGACGAAGAGAUCAUUGCAAACAAAAAUAAAGAAAUCGAACUGCGGCCGAAGGGGAUGGGAUUAGGUGCCGAUAAAGUGGUGAAAAAAGCUAAGCUUCUCGUGGCACCAGCUGCAAAUGAAACAUUGGAAAUCAAGAAAAAUGCCUACAUUCGAAUCAUCGGUGGAAAAAAUAAAGAUUUAUAUGGACAAAUUGAGGGAUUAGAUGACCAUGCAUGCCGUGUCAUUGUUAGACUCGCACUUGGCGGUAACAGAGAAACACUCAACGAAUUCAUGGUUCAACCGGUUUCCAAACAAGAAUACCUACAGUACGGAAAGGUUAUAAAUUCCGCUAAAUACGACGAGUACAAACGAAAACAGGAGGAAAUGGAUGCAAAAAGGAAUAUCAAGCAAGAGGUUAAAAGAGAAAUCAAGGAAGAAGUUAAAGAAGAGCACGAAAAAUCGCGUAAAUCUGUAUCGCGUGAACGAGAUGAAUCCAAAUCGAGAUCUUAUCGUGAAUCAAAUCCAAGACGCAGCAGAGAAAAAGGUGAAAAAAGUGAAAGAAUUGAUUAUGGAAGCAGUUCACGUCGAAGAGAACGCAGCCGUGAGCGUAGCCGAGAUCGAAGCAAGCGCAGUUCAUCGUAUGAUAGAAACCGAUGCAAAGACAUUGAAAGGAACUCAACCAAGAAUCGAUAUGAGAGUCGCCGUAGUCGUUCAGUUGAUAAAUAUAACCAUAAGCCAUCUUCUAGCUCUCGGAGGGAUCGCUCCAGAGAACAUUCAAUGGAACGGCCAAGAGACGAUAAAUCCAGGCGACGAGGCGAGAGAUCAAAAUCGUCGAGCAUAAUUUCCGUAUCUGAUAGCGAUAGCUCAGAUGAUUCGCGACACGAUCAACGUUCACAUCAUAAAAAAUCUAAGAAAAAACACAAGAAGAAAUCAUCCAAAAAGUAUGACAGCUCCGACAAUGACGAUCGCAGCUACAAAAAGAAAACGAAGAAGAGCAAACGCGAAAGGUCUCGAUCAAGAGGACGUCGAUAGAAUUAAAAACAGUAUAAAUUCAAUGAUGUCCACCCCUGAUGUAAUUUUUCCAAUAAAAAUAAACAGCCAAUUAAAACUUGUUUUGGAA